AACAGAGUUCAGUGUUUUCUCCAUUUCUUGCCUAAUCUUUUGAUGCAUCUUUUUUUGUUUGUUUGCUUAAUUUCUAGAGCCAGCAGGCCAUUAACCACGAAUCAUGUCAGUGAAACUAACCUUUGUCUCCCACGCUGAUGGGGGAAGAAUCAGCAGAAGCUGCUCCUUCGCUGGAUUUAGCAACACACAGAGCCGGAAGUUGGCAAAGUCUCUCAGCAAAGGUUCCACAAGAUCCAAAAUGUCAGUAAAAUCUGCCAAGAUGUAUUCCUCCCUCCAGAAAGGGGCCGUCCUCUGUGAUCCCAAACCACAACAAGUGAAGAAGGUUUUUGAAGCUUUGAAGAAAGGGCUUAACGAAUAUCUGGAAAUGCAUUCAACAGAGCUGGAUUAUCUGUCCGAGUGCCACCGAGACACAAGAAGGAAUUCCAGGCUGGCUUUCUACUAUGAUUUGGACAAGCAAAUCCGUUCUGUUGAAAGAUAUAUUAGGAAACUGGAAUUUCAUAUAAGCAAGGUAGAAGAAUUAUAUGAAGCUUACAGCAUCCAGUGUAGACUGCGAGAUGGUGCUUCAAAUAUGAGACACGCUUUUUCCUUGUCUCCUUCCACUAAAGCAUCAAGAGAGAGCCUGGUAGAACUCUACAAAAAUCUCCAAGAAUGUACAGAGGAUAUGUGUUUGAUCGAGGGGACCCUUGAAGUACAUUUGGGGGAGUUUCACUUGAAGAUGAAAGGGUUGGUGGGUUAUGCACGUCUCUGUCCAGGUGACCAAUAUGAGGUGUUCAUACGACUGGGGCGCCAGAAGUGGAAAAUAAAAGGCAAGAUUCUGACAGAUGACAGUCAAACGUGGGAGGAGGAAGAAAAACUGUUUAUACCCAGUCUUCAUGAGAAUUUUGAAAUCAAGGUGACAGAACUGCGAGGACUCAGUACGGUCCUGGUUGGCAUUGUAACGUGUGACAGCAUCGACUUCUUUACGACUAGGCCUCAAGCCAUCAUUGUGGAUAUAUCUGAAUUAGGUACCAUCAAACUACAACUGGAAGUCCUGUGGAAUCCUUUUGAUUCCGAGGAUUUGAUUUUGUCUCCUGGGUCCACCACUAAGUUUUCUAUAGGGAGUAGAAAAAACUCCAUAUACAGCUGGACUCCUCCAAACACUCCUAGCUUCCGAGAAAGAUAUUAUCUUUCUGUUUUGCAACAAGGAAAGAAACAUGCAAAUAUUAGGGAAGAGACCCAAGAUUCCUGCAUCCUGAGCUACUUGGCAGACUGUGAUUUUAACAUGAGUCUGAGGAGUGUAAGUCACAGCCUUACGGAGACAACGGAAGGAAGUUCAUUUAGUUCUGAAAGUCAGAAAGGGGCAGAAAGCAGAAACAUGACUCCACCAUCAAAUCACAGGAAGUUGCCAUUGGCUAUACUACAGAAUAAUUGUGUGGAAGGAAAGCAACAGGAUAUUUCAAUAUGCCAGCCUCCUGGCCGCAGAACUUUAGAUAUCCUACAAGAGACACCCUACGCUGAAACUUCUCUAAUGAUUCCAUCACGUUCGCUGGAGCAAGACAAAGAUGGCAGUAAAUCCAUCAGUGGGGACUGGAAUCACUCUUCAGAGCAACAAAGGAAGAUUCUCUCUGCUGAACAAAGGGACUGGAAUGGUGAUAGCGGUGGUGGUGGUGGUGGUGAUGAUGUUGCCAAACCUAGUGGAAAGACCAAGUCAGUUGAGAAGCUCCUACAGGAAGUAUUACAUUUGAUGAAGUCACAGAAUCCAAAUCCUGGCCCACUGGAGGAAUUGGAAUACCAGGUCUUCUGUAUCCAGGACAAAUUAAAGCCCAGAAAGUAUCAUCCAAAACACUGUUCCAUGGAGAGUUUGAUGGUGGAGACCGUGUUGGAAAGCUUUGACUUCCUCAAUGCUGACUGCAGUGCUGAUGAACUCUCAUCCUUCGGCAGUGUUAGAACCUGCAGCACCAGCAUCUACAAUGAUGCUACCCUUUCUUCCCUGUGCUGUGAUGCCCACAUGGAAAAGGAGUUAACCACAGGAAGUGAUGACCUGGAUAGACUUCUGGAAAUCCACCUGCAACUCUGCCGAGUUCUUCUGCAGAAACUCAUAAAGCCGAACUUAGCUCCAAUUAUCCAGGAUAACCUUUUGAAAGAGGUGUCACAACAGAAGCAUGUCUUGGAAAUAAUUUCUGCUCUGGCUACUCCUGUGCCACGAAACGUUACUUCUGUUGAAGAGAUUAUCCAAAAAGCCAAAAAGGAGAAACACUGCUUGAAGAUCUGGAGUGAAUGCACUGAACAGGGAAGCAUAUUAUUCUGUCCAGUGGAAAGAUUUUGGAAUCCUUUGAAAUAUAUAUUGAUGUUCAAAACAAAAGAGAAAUAUCGACAUCAUCUAGAAAAAGUUUUGCAGGUAUUCCUGGAACAGAUAGUUGGAGGUGUUUUAUUAGGUAACUCGACAGAUGUCCCAGCUGAAUCUGUGACACUAUUCCAGUUUUACAGCUACCUGGAGAAACACCAUGUAAACAACUUGGAAAAAUAUUUGAUCCGAUUCGCUAAAGAAGUAAUAUUGACAGAGGACCUGCAACGUCCUGGGAGAAUGAAGAAAAUAAAGAAGCUAAAAGGGAAGCAGCUGAAUCAGCUGGAACCUCUGCCUCAGACCUUACGGCUCCUUGCGGUCCUGCAGCUUGAUGAGAAUCACCGUAUAGGCAAAGCAGCCACAUCGUGCCUUUCUCGUGCAGCAGCCAACAGGAAUUUCAGGGAAAAAGCUCUUCCUUUUUACACAGAUCUCUUAAGCAACGAUGAUAGUAAACUACAGCAAGCCGCGUGUCUAGCCCUUAAAAACCUCAGAGGCAUUGAAUGUCUAGAGCAAAUUGCCAGACUGUGCCAGUCAGAAACAGAAGAAGUGCGGAACGCUGCCAGAGAAACAACACUUUCAUUUGGAGAAAAGGGAAGAUUGGCUUUUGAAAAAAUGGACAAAAUAUGCUGUGAACUAAGAGAGGCUAUGUAUCAGGAGGCUGAAGUUGAAAUUACAGUAUUUUGAACAAUAGCUUCAAAGGAGGUACCAAAGAUUAGAUGCUACAGUAGAAAGUAAUCAUCUAAGAGGAAGGAGGGAUAACACCAUUGGCAAAUGUAACAACAAAUCAUAACUAGCAAAUCUUUUAAGCAUCCACAUUCUACAGUCUUCAAUAUAACUAAUAUUAUGCUUGCACUAUAUCUGGAUGCUGAAGAUGUAUAGUGAAACCCAAAACUCCAUUUUUGGAUUUGAGGAAUGAGAUUGAAGAAGCUUCCUUUUUAAACUGUUGGACGUCCCUCUUUGGUUUCCAUUCAGGACAAAUAUUUAUCUUCUCUGGGCAAAAGAGGAGGCAGACUAUUUUAUAUAUUUAUUCAUUUAAUUCUUGUAGACCAAGAUUUUCAAAUGUAAAGUUCUAAAAUUAUUCGCUCAUUGCAGCAAAUUAACCUGUGGUUGUCUUCUAGUUGCCUUUUUCCUCAAAGCAGCAAAUCUUACAGAGGCUACACAAAGUUAAGGAGGGCACUAGGCUGAUCAUUUCAAUUUUUAGUCACUUUUUUCUUUUUGACAUAAAACAUCCUGGGACAAACCCAUCACUGCUGCCCCCAGUCAAUUCUUGUUCUUUGGGGACAGGGGCAUCUGCAGUGGUGGCUGCAACUGGGUUAUUGAAGCCUUGCCCUGUUUUUUUAUUUGUAUCAUGUCUACAGCACAUGUGAAAAAACGGGCAGGGCUUUGAUUGCACAAAACACAAAAUUCUUGGAUUUGAAGACUGAGAUUGGAGCUUUUCAAACAGUUGUUGGACAUCCCUAUUUGGCUUCCAUUUAAGACGAAUAUUGCCAUCUUGACUUUUUUGACAGCCCCUCCCUUCCUCCCUAUGGCCGCAUCUAUUUGGAGAUAUUUUCACUCAACUAAUAGAACACAUUGGAGUAAAAUCUUAACUAACAAAAAGAAAGAAAAAGUGAUUCAGGCAACAAUAAUUAAGUGGAGGGAAGGGGCUGGAGAAUGGGAAAAAAAGUUUUCCCUCUUGGGAAAAUAUAUCCCAAGAAAUAGUUUUGGAAACAUUGUCCCCCAAAGAUUUGAAUAGAUAAAUUGAAAUUACGAGACUUUGUUUCUGUCAAUGAAGUUUAAAAUGGCUGUAUGCAAUUAAUAGUACCAUGUGAUACAAAAGAAAAACCAUUUCCUCCCAUUCUGUUUCCAAGGCUCCUUUUUAAGUAAUAACAGAGAACUAUUUUUAAAUGGCCUCUAAUGGUAGCCUUAAGUAUAUUUUUAUAAUGUUUUUAUUGAACUUGGCAACACCUGGUUCUGAGUAAACAGGUAUUAGGGCUUUGAAUGCACAGUAUGGUUUUCCUUUGGCCAAUAAUGGGUGACCAUGCCGAAUUUACAAGUAGGUUUUCAUUGCCUAAUCAAUAUCCUUUUAUACAGUAUAUUUUGCUCUGUAUUUUUCAGUAUUUAUUGCUAAGACUAGUUUGAAUAUUCAGUUUUUUAAAAAAAAGAUUCUAUUAAAACAUCUGAAAAGCAUUUUCAUUUUUCAAGUGAUCAUUUAAAUAAAAUUUAAAAACAAAAUGAAGUAAGAGUUUAUAGGCAAGAGUCAAUUUCAUUUGGGUAAAUUUGUUUGACUUUAAAGUGCUGGGGAAGAGACAGAACUUAGCGGAGAAGGUUGCAAUGAGUAGGAGUUAUUACAUGAACUGGGCAGCCCCUAAUAUGCUCAUAUGCAGCCCAAUGUUACAAGUUUGGAUUUUGGCAGAAUAACGGUCCUUUGUUUUUAUUUUUAUUGAGUUAAACCUAUUUUUAUGUAUUACAGAGCAGGUUUUUAUGUUUUUCUGCUUCAGAACAGUAAGAGUUUUGGUGGUUGCUCUGCAGUGGAAUCAGAGGGGCUUAUAUAUAAUAGAAUGUCUUUAAGUCAGUUUUGACUCUUGAUAACUGCAUGGACAAGUCCAUGAAGUUUUGUUGGCCAUAUUUUCAGAAGUGGGUUGUCAUUACUUUCUUCCUAAUGCUGAAAGGGAGGGACUGUCUCAAAGUCACCCAGCUGACUUCAUGCCUAAGACAGGACCAGAACUCAUGAUCUCUUGGCUGUUAGUUCAGUGUCUAACUACCACACCAAACUGGCUAUUUACAAGGGAAAAAAAAAGUCUUCCACAAAUAAAAUGUACUCAUCAAAUUAUAGAAUUGGAAGAGUCUUGACAAGUACGGACCCUCAAUUUGAUUUUCAACCCUAUUGUCUAAUUUUCUCUAUAAUAGUCUUCUAGGAGUGAUUUUGGCAUCCCUUGAAGGGCAAUUCCAUGAAUGAUUGCAUGAAAUUACCAAUACAAAUACUGUUGAAUACCUUGCUCUGACAUAUUGUUUCUUCAACAAGAGCCACCUUUGUGAAAAGCUGCAGGUCUUUACAAACGAUAAAUCUUUCCUAGACGCUGACUCUUGUAAAGCAAGUGUUAUGUGCCCCCCCCCCAUGUCUUUCCUUUGUGCUAUACAAAGGCUGAAUGUAAAAUUUAAAACCAUUUUUUUUCACCAAUUAAAGUAUUAGUGCAUGAAAUUAGGAGGAUUGCAGUCCCUCAAUACAGCAAAGGGGUAGGGAUAAAAACUCAUCCUAAUCUAGCGUGGAAUCUUUCCCCACAACUGCCAAUUUAUGAGAAAUGGCUAGCCUGCAAUUUCAAAGUAAAAGUACAUGACUAAAAUUUCCCAUGAAGACCAAGACAUAGUCUGAAUGGCUCAACGUGGGGCCUUUGCUGCUGCAACUUAAGCAAAAAAGGAAGCGGAGAAAAAUCAGACGUGUUUCUUUACAAAAGAAUUUUAUUCUUGCAGCUAAAAUGAGAACUGAAAAUUUGUAUGGGAAGUUGAAAAACUGUACAGUUUUACUGAAACUGUAAGGGCACUGCAGUGCCUUACAUAAGAGACAAUAUACCUGAAAACGUAUUAUACCAAAACAUUUAGCUUGUUUUUAUUUCAUUUCAUUUCUUUUCUUAAAAAAAGUUUUCUAUGGCAAUCGGUAAAAAAGAAAGACCUGAUGAGUAAAUAUUUGCUUAAGGCAUAUAGCAGAGCAGCUCACUAACUUUCUAACAAGUUUAAACAUGGAUAUUUUCUUUUCCUCUCCCCCCAACCCUUCCCAAGAAUAGGUUAACCAAUACAUCCACUUUGAAACGCUACUGUAUAUACACACCCCAAACUACUACAUACAUGUACAGGACAUCAAAACAAAAUGCUUACAGUUCAGCAUGACAAGCCGUAUCCACACCUCGCUGAGCAUUAUUGGGGCUUUCUACUGUAUCUCUUACAACACUUCUUGUGUUCAAAUUGAUCAAGGCAAAUAGUGAUGCUGGCGGGCUUGAGAGGAGCACCGUAACCAGAAAGAGUUUCUUGGCCAUCUUUGGACACUAAGAAAUGUAUUUCUCCCUGACAGAUCAAGUAUAGUACAAUCACACUGCUGUGGAGAUACAUUCUGAAGUUGACCAUGUCAUUGUGGGAGAGGAAGAGCAAUUCAAUUCUAUCAUCAAGAGUUUUUAUUUCUAUUUUUUAACCAAAAUCCCUUCGGUGUUUUAAUGAAAUGAAAAGCACAGCUUUUCACUCCCAGUUUCAUUCUGGGGGCCUUUUUAAAUAACUGUUCCCUUCAGACUAUCAGAACACAAUUUAAUGUAUCUUGGCAUGAGGGCAUCUCUGGGGAGUAAAAAAAAAAAAAAGUUAAGAAGGCACCAGUAC
This is a messenger RNA of Candoia aspera, 6664 nucleotides long. RefSeq names its product RIPOR family member 3 (gene RIPOR3). Bases 104 to 3007 code for a protein of 967 amino acids. The record is from RefSeq and is a predicted model, not a curated record. NCBI's taxonomy places the organism in Eukaryota, Metazoa, Chordata, Lepidosauria, Squamata, Candoiidae. The transcript has 21 exons.